UCUUCCAGCAGGCGUUCUCUUAUUUUCAAAACAAAUACCGGGAUCAAGCAGUCAACGCUGCUACUACGUGACUAGAGAUCUAGAUACGACGCGGGUGUAAACCUGGAACCCGCUGCAAGCGAGCCUUCGAGUGACAGAGAACCUUGGUGUGUCUUGGACCUUCUCCUCCGUGCAUUCUCCCUCAGCGGCGGCAGCCGCCCCAGUGGUACCUAGCAAGCAAGGGAGCAACAACACGGGGAGGCCUGGCCACCACCGAGCCUUGCUCUCCCCUCCUCCGGCUCUCCAUUGUUCCCGCCCCUUCGUCUGCCGCUUCUAGUCUCCGUUCGUGCUGCUGCGGCUGCAGUUUCUCUCUCCCAGCCCCUUCCCCUUCCGCCGUCGCCGCUACCUUCGCCCUAAGCUUUCCGGCGCUGGAGAGAGUGGCGAGAGCAUCCCUCUUUCCUCCCUAGUGCCGCCGUUUGCCUGUGCGGGGAAACUCCCAGGGCCCCUGCGCCGCCAUGUCCCGCUACACGCGGCCUCCCAACACCUCGCUCUUCGUCAGGAACGUGGCGGACGCCACUAGAAAAUGUAAAGCAGUCCACAGUGGCUGGCAAGCACCCCAAAGUUUGAAUGAACCUGGUUAGAUAGAGUCCAAGCAGGCAAGCCAAAAGACACCUUAAAGUUCAAGCUUCAAGGAAUAAAGAGGGAGGGUGGAAACAGAUAAAAAGAAAACUGGAAGAGGGGAAGUCCUUUUUCCAAGGAAAAGACAAAGCCACAACACCAAGUUAAGGCUUCGGCUUUCCGACAUUUGCUCAGAGUUCCAAAGUCAAAGCCAAGUCUGAUUUGGUUGGUUCUACGGCCCUUGUCAAGUCCAUCUAGCAAGCCCUAAAGAGUAAAGGUCAAGAUCAAGUGACGUUGGAGGUAACUGCCAAAGUUUCCUUUUGUAUCUUAUCACUCAAGCUCUUAAAUUUCAGUCAAGAAUUUGUUUGUUUAUAUGUUUUAUUUUAAAAUAUUGCUUCCUUCAACUAGUCCAAGAGAACUGUAUGCAAAUAUUUGUUCGUUUUUCUAUUAAUCAUUCCCUGACAGAAUAGAUUUGACUGGAAACUAAAAUAUAUCAGUUGUUUAGAUGAUCUAGCACAUUUUUCUGGCACGUACAAUGAUUUGUUUUCAAUAAUGGGAAUAAAACAGAAGGGGGAAAGAAAGACGAAAGCCAGAUGUUUAUGGAUAGAUGUCACAAUGUUUGCAUUAAAACAGAACAGAAAUAUUAAUUUAAAUUAUUGUCAAAGUAUAGUAAAUAUUUGCCUGUUUAAAAUAAUGCUUCUUAAUCUAAAAGACCCUUAAAUGAUAUGCACACCUUAAAUACACCUGCACUGAUUCAGUUAUUUGUUAUAGGUAAUGGGUCUCAGAAAUGCACAUGAAGCUUCUCUUCCUGGCAGGGCUUUGCGAUUCAUAUCAGUGGAGGGACAAUUCUCUGUGUGGGUGCCCCUUCAUUGAAAUGGAUGGGAAAGUCCAUACGUGCAGCAAUUUUGUGCAUGUUUGUGUGCACAUACAGAUUUCUGGAUCAGGACGAUUGUAUUUUAAAGGUAUUCAUUGUUACCUUGUUUUUGCAUAGGCUUAUACUUUACAUGGCAGUUUAGGUAGAGACACACUGGUGCUUGCUGUGGUACAUACACAAAGUGUGAAGGGGAGAUGCAUCUUUCCAAACACUGCUGCCUCCAAGGUCUGGGGUGGGUGGGUCCUCAGGCAAGACACCCCUGGUGGUCCCCUGAAAAGGUGCAAAAAGAAAUACUUGAACCUUCCUGGGUAUUUAAUUAAAAGUGAGAAUGAUGACACAUUUGGGUUAGUGGGCCACUUGUGGGCCCUGUUCUCCUGUGUGUAACCCUGAGUGUUUAGGGAUAUGUAUUUUCCUUCUAUGGUUUAAUUAUUUACCACAGUAAGCACUGAUGGAAUACUGGUGUACUUGAGUGGCCAUGUAAAGUAUGAAACAGCUCUAAGCUUAAGUAACAUGAUUUAAAAGCAUCUGAGUCUCUUACUCUGUGAUAUAUGAUAAAAUCUUUUGCUUUGUGCAUGUUUAAAGCGUCCUUAACAGACAGUCAUGUUUGAAGAUGUUCGCGAUGCAGAAGAUGCUCUUUAUAACCUCAAUAGAAAGUGGGUAUGUGGCCGGCAAAUUGAAAUACAGUUUGCACAAGGUGAUCGCAAAACACCAGGUCAGAUGAAAUCAAAAGAGCGUCGCCAGUGUUCCCCAAUGGACUAUAGAAGGUCAAGAAGUCACAGUCGAAGAAGGACACGUAGCAGAAGUUCUUCAUGGGGCUGGAGCAGGAGACACUCUGACAGUUUUAAAGAGUCAAGGCAUAGACGGCAUUCUUACAGCCAAUCUAAGUCUCGCUCAAAAUCUCUUCCAAGGCAUUCCAGCUCACCAAGACGAUCCAUUACACCUCAAAGAAAUUCUAGUUCUAGAGGGAGAUCCCGAUCAAAGUCACCCCAGAGAAGCUCAAAAUAUGCAGAAAAAUCUCCAUCUAGUUCCCACAGAAGACGGUCAAGUUCAAGAACAAAAUCACGAUCAAAUCCAAAGCAUUCGGGCUCAGCUACAAGAUCCCAGUCUAAGUCUCCACGGAAACAUGCUAAUUCCAGUUCUCGCUCCCACUCAAGGAGUUUCUAUCAGAGAAAUAGUAACCAGUCAGUAUCUGAAGAAGAUUAAUGCCUCUUUUUCUUUAACACAGUUUUUAUGAGCACAAAAUAAGAACAAAAAUUGUCCAAAACUUAUCUGAGAUGCAAAGAAAUGAUGUAUUUGAGUAAUGAGAGGUGUUGCUGUGUUGUCCUUUUGGUCCAUGCUACAGUGUGCAGUACUCCUUAAGCUACUAUUUCUGUUAUUUUCUAAAAAUGCGUAUCUGUUCUAGAUUAUCUAAUUUACAAUCCAAUAACAUGCCCAGUUACAGCGCUGAAUCAGACAUUACGCUCCCUGCAUCAGUUCAGGCUGAUGCCAUUUUCUGCCCUGCUGCAGCUUCACUGGCUGCUGCACUAAGCUGUUUCUUAGGGGCAGAGCUGCCAUUGUCCCCUUGCUCCAAAUCCUUGGAGCUGCCAGAGCCUAAUGCUAAUGCAGCUUUGCACCAUGUAAAAGCUCUUCAAGCCGUUUUCCCCCCCUCCACAUGUUCAGCGACAGGUUAUCUUCACAGAAUAGUUUUAUUCUGUGCUUAGUGGUGAAGCAUUGUCACAGAAUACCUUUCUAGUUAUUGCAGUGCUAGCAAGACUUUUGCUGCAAGACCUACAGCUAGGAUAGACUUGUCUUGCCCAACAAGUAGCCUUUAGCUCUUGGUUUUGAUGCUCACAUGAAUUAGAUGAGGUUAAGAGUUGCUUCAUCUUACUGGGGUCUUUUUGUGACGGCGGGAUUGGGGGGGGGUCAUUAUGUUGGUACCUGUUUUUUGCAAUAGCAUUGACAUUUGAAGGUGAAAUUAGGGCCGUUUGAGGAAGACACUGCACACUAGUGUUAUGUUUGAAAUGUUCCUUUCAAACUAUAAGCUGAUUGUUUCAAAUUUGAGAACCAUGUUAAUAGGAUAGUAUGGGUAACAAUUUGCGUAAUAUAGGGAAGCAGGAAUCAUGCAUUUUUCUGGCUUUACAUUUAUUUAUGAACAUUGAAAAGGAAAACUAGCUGAAGCAGUUAAUUACUCUUAAGGCCUCCUUUGUAGAGAGAUAACUGCACUUAAAUGACAUGAAUAGCCCAAUCUAGAUAUCUACAAGCAUGUAAAUGUGUUUGGAUCCCUAUUUCCUCUUGCCAAAUAAGAUUGGCGAGAAGUGAAAGGGGUGCCUGGACUUCCUUUCCCCUCCCUAACUGAUAAGAAAUCAUGGGCUGUAUAUGUGGACUUGUGGAUUGGGCACAGGACCAGAAAAGAGGUAAGAUGGGGUGUAUUAUGAAUGGGUCUACACAUGCAGAAGAAUAAGAUGUGAUUUAGGUGGUAAAAUGGAUUGUAUGCUUCCCCAUAUAAAAAGAAACAAACUCUCUGCAAACAGAAAACCAGCACAGCAAGCAAAUGUCUAGAUCAGAAUCUUGCUGUUUGCAGAGAAGGUGUUCUUGUUUUUUAACAUAAGAAACAUUUUCCUAUUCUUAUUGAAUAUAAGAAAAUAUUCAAAAUGUUAUCUUUGAUCUACUGUAUAUGCAAAGCCAGCCUGUGGUCAUGCACAGCAGCUUGCUAUGAUCAUCAGAUUGUCUGUUUCUGGAUUGAGACCAGUGCUUAUGAGAAGACAGGUCUAAUGUACAUUGGACAUUUAAAAAAAUGGAAUCAUUGUUUGAUUAUAUAAGGUUGUUUUGUGAUACUGUACUAUAAGUUGUUAAACACAUUAUUUUCAUGUGUGUUUGAAUGCUUUUUGUGAAACUUAAAACAGUUAACUUUGUAGUGUAACUUCAUUUUAUUACAUUUUGCAUUUUCAAAGUAUCAUUGCAUUUGGAGACAAAGGUUAAAAAAAUGUUUUCCAGGCAUUUUUAAUUUUGAACCCCCUAAAACUAUUGAACAGAAUGGCUGAAUAUAAAAUCAUUAUUAGGUUGUUUAACUCAAAUAACAGAGGGUAUUCUGAAAAGAUUUUGUAUUUUACAUUACCUGACCUUUUCAUUGUGUAGUAAUGUUUGGUAAACUAUAAUUUGUGUUCAAAUGUAUGGUAGCUGUGAUGUCUGUUACAUGGCACAAGCACUGCAUUGUAUUAAAUACUUGUAGUCAGUGUUCCCGCUAGCAGGGAUUCCCAGAUGUUGUUGACUACAGCUCCCAGAAUCCCCAGCUGCAGUGGCUUUUGCAGUGGGAUUCUGGGAGGUGUAGACAACAACUGUGAAUCCCUGUUAGAGGGGAUACUGCUUGUAGUGGCAGUAAAACUAUGUGUCACUUCAUAAGCAAUUAUACAAUUUUGUGUUUGGAGUAGUACUACUGUUAUUUCAUAACUUAAGAUAUUAUUUUCAAUAAAACACAUGAAGUUGC
This is a messenger RNA of Hemicordylus capensis (graceful crag lizard), 4934 nucleotides long. It is a transcript of the gene SRSF12, whose product is annotated as serine and arginine rich splicing factor 12. The transcript has 4 exons. Lineage: Eukaryota; Metazoa; Chordata; Lepidosauria; Squamata; Cordylidae. The record is from RefSeq and is a predicted model, not a curated record. Gene Ontology annotation, molecular function: RNA binding. Bases 2072 to 2674 code for a protein of 200 amino acids.